AUAUGCGGAAUAUGUUUGCUGAAAGUAGACGAUAUUUGGAAGUUUCGGCGCAAGUGUUGGAACGUACAACACACUCUAGAACAAAUACUGUGCAAGCAGAUAAAAGAACAAAAACUAUCUGAAUCAAAAGCUGAGGUUCACUUAAAACCAAAUAAUUCUAGAAUCGUUAAAGCUGAUGGUGAUGAAGACACAUUCAUAAUAGAAAUAUGCCCAACAGACAACAGUGAAAGUUUCACCGAGACAGAGGCCAUACCAGUUGAUAAAGUUAGUUUGCGUGAGAUGGAAAUCCUUUCCAAUCAAACACUGACAAACAGUACAUCUCGUCCACGAGAUGAAAAAGCAAUUUAUCGCAAUCUUCUUAUCAAUUGCGAUCGGUGUGGAAAAAAGAUCGAAAAGAAUCGUUUUGAUGGUCAUCUAAAUCGCCACCUAGGUGUAAAGCCAUACCGGUGUCCGGAGAAAGAUUGUGAAGUGAACUUCCCGUGCAAAAUUGCUCUCCGUUUGCAUCGUAACGAUCAGCACAGUCAAGAAUACCAUCCGUGCUCUUUGUGCGAUAAAGAGUUUCAAUCCAAAAGAAAACUUUAUCAGCAUAAUGCGAACCAACAUUCAGGAAAAGACUACAGCUGUGAUUUAUGCCAAAUCAGUUUUAAAACGAGCAUAACAAUGAAGCGCCAUAUGGGGCUCCACAAUGCAGCUCACCAACGACAACCAUGCCCAAUAUGUUCUAAAAUGUUCCAUCGAAAAUCGAACCUGAAAGUCCAUCUAAGGUCACAUACGAAAGAAAAACCGUUUCGUUGUACCUACUGUCCCAAAUCAUUCGGUUAUCAAAAAGUGCUGAAAGAGCAUAUCCUACGUAUUCACAGUUUUUCCGAUGAUGAUGUUUGAAGUACUGUAACCUGUACCUGUGAUGGUAUAAAUUAAAAAGCUUCUUUGCUACUUAUUA
This is a messenger RNA of Anopheles cruzii, 940 nucleotides long. Its product is annotated as PR domain zinc finger protein 5-like. Gene Ontology annotation, biological process: regulation of transcription by RNA polymerase II. NCBI's taxonomy places the organism in Eukaryota, Metazoa, Arthropoda, Insecta, Diptera, Culicidae. Gene Ontology annotation, cellular component: nucleus. Gene Ontology annotation, molecular function: DNA-binding transcription factor activity, RNA polymerase II-specific; RNA polymerase II transcription regulatory region sequence-specific DNA binding. Bases 280 to 882 code for a protein of 200 amino acids. The record is from RefSeq and is a predicted model, not a curated record. The transcript has 2 exons.